Botrytis porri is the source of this 4839-nucleotide messenger RNA. RefSeq lists its product as uncharacterized. Bases 1 to 4839 code for a protein of 1612 amino acids. Lineage: Eukaryota; Fungi; Ascomycota; Leotiomycetes; Helotiales; Sclerotiniaceae. The transcript has a single exon. The record is from RefSeq and is a predicted model, not a curated record.
AUGUCGUCUAGUCCUACUAUCUACUCUCAGGGGUUCAAUUUUAGCGACUUUUUGCAGAAAGGCGUCGAUCCACGUACCGGCCAAUACACGUGUAUGGUUGAUCUAUAUGAAGCACCAAUUCAAGCCAGAAAUUGUCCUCCUUUCAAGCUCUCCUUAUCCUUCCAUCCCUUGAACACACAAGACAUUGGAUUGGGUCAAGGAUGGUCAUUCAACCUCCCUUCUUAUGAACACCGUCAGUCGAACCGAGUAGUUAGCCUCUCAACAGGCGAGUCUUACCGAGUUACGGAAACAUCCAGCGCAAUAUAUACCACCGAUCAAAAGCUUAAAAGUUCGAGUUUGAAGAAGUUAGAUGCCAAUACAUACCAGAUCACUUAUAAGUCGGGCCAAAUCGAGAAUUUGUCCAAUUUUAACAAUAGAUACAAUAAGUCUGUUCUUGUUGACUUAUAUGCAUCUACUGGACGCUCGCUAUCAUUUGUUUGGUCUGCACUUGGCGAGACUGCUCGCCUCGACAAGAUUCAGCAGGGCUCAGAAAUCCUUCUUGAAGUCAAGUAUGGCGCAACUCAAGUGGAAAUAACAAAGGCUCCGAAUACACCCGAAGCAGCUACAUUCACUCUCAUUCAAAGAAACAAUCAGUUGGUAGAGAUCCGUCUGCCUUGGGAUGGAGCAUCCUGGAAGUUUAGCUAUCAAAAGUUCGGUCAAAUGGUUCAUCUGAACAAUGUAACCAGUCCGUCCGGUCUUGUGGAAGAGAUUAGCUACAAAGAACAAGGGCAUCGGUUGCCAACAGGGGCCCCUUACCAGGCAAUUCCUUAUGCCAUAUCGCACAUUGCACGUCCAGGCAACUCACAACCUACAAUCACAACCUUCUACACAUAUUCCGAUCAAAAUUUUCUUGCAUAUGGUAGUAGCCAAAACUGGCGAAAUGGAGAAGACAAUCUGUUUCUUACCCGCGAUGAAUACCAAUACACGUCGACUGUUCAAAUUCAAGGUGGGAUGGUAACGAAGAACACUUAUAAUAAGUUUCAUCUUCUCAUCACUUCUGAACAACAGAAAGGCAUCAAACAGGUCACCCAGAAGAUCACAUACCAUGCGAUCCCAUUUGCGUCAUUUGAAAACCAACCUGCACAAUAUCAAUUACCCAAAACUGUCGAAACUAUCUACAAGGAUACAGCGAGUCAGGCAAUUCGCACAGAAACGAGCCAUCAUGUCUUUGACGAGUGGGGAAAUCCUACACAAGACAUCAAACCAACUGGUAUCCGAAUUGAUCGCAGUUACUAUCCAGCAGCUGGUGAGGGCAUUUAUUGUCCACGUGAUCCCCAUGACUUCCAAAGAUACUUGAAACGCGAGACGGUAACGCCAGCGAAUGCUGCGGGGCCAAUUCGCAGUGAGAAUUAUACAUAUGCCCAAAUGCCCACGGCAACCGGCGCAAAGACGAGUUAUCUUGUUAUCGUGCAGCAGAAGCAAAAUUUGGAAGGAAAUAAGCUUCUUACCAAGUUCGAUUACACUUACGUGAACAAUGCUACUGCAAGAGAUCAUACCCGCCUUCAGAGACAGGUGACGCGGCUCUUUGAUCAAUAUCCAACGACACAUAAUUGGACCUACACAUAUCCCAGUGGUAGCCAGUUCGUACAGACGAUGGCUACUACAGCUUUUGAUGCUUCUACAGUAGUGGAGGAAACGGGCUAUUCACUGUGGUCUGGACUUCCAGCGACACAUAAUAAUCAAACUGGUAUUUACACUCAUUACUAUUAUGACAGUCUCGGUCGCGCUUCCAAGACGGUCCACUCUCAAGGUACCCCCUAUGAAUCCGCUGAACGUCAGGAGUACAUUUUUCUUGGAGUCAACAGCGGAUCCCGCAGAACAGUGAUUGACACAAAGGGUGUACAAACUCGCUACAUCACAGAUGGUUUGGAAAGGCUUUGGCGGGUUGAGAAACAGGAUGGUCAAGUAUUUCGGGUGAUCCAGGAAAAUAGCUAUAACGCCCAGGAUCAGCUCAUUAUGAUAUCUGAUAUUGAUUGGCUGAGAACCGAGAAAUUAGAGUCACCAUCUGAGCAAAAAAGCAUCAAAUCGAUGGAAUAUGAUGAUUGGGGCAAGAUUCAUAGAGUAUCAGAAAACUCUGGCUUGCGUACAUUGACCAAUACAGAUCCAAUCACCAACACAAAAGUGGAAGGUGUUGAGGGCGAGGGUAUGACUAAGACCAAGUUGAACCUUUUUGGCGCACCCACACAAAUAGCACUUUACCACAAGAACAACACCCUCUACAGCAAGAUGGACUACACCUAUGAUGGCUUAAAUCGUCUUCUCAGGCAGCAGGAUAAUCUUGGUCGUGUAACCGAAUACAAACCCGAUUCCUUUGACCGGGUAGUUGAGACUACCUGGCCUGGUACUCGCGUUAUAAAGACACAGUAUGCGAGUCAAACCACUGCUUUAUUGCCGACUACAGUGAAGCUUAAUGACCGAACAGUGGGCGAGCAAUCCUUCGAUGGAUUAGGUCGUAUUACAAGGAAAGUUGUCGGUACACGAACUACUAGCCAAAGCUACCAAGGAACUUCGCCCGAUCCUACACAAAUAACCAACGCAAAGGGAGAGCAACACAACUUAACCUACCAGUCAGCUUUGGAUGGCGCACUUACGCAAAUAUCCAGUAGCAAUCACACAGAUACCUAUAAGUAUGACGCUGGAACUGCUGCUCCGUUGCAAUUUAAAGGUGCUUAUUCGACUCAUGAUCUACAAUAUUUGACUUCUGGGUUACUUUCCCGAGAAACUAUAUCUAUCACUGGAGGCCAGACAUUCUCUGCUCUUUAUACUUAUUCAAUGGCCGGAAAGUUGCAAAAGUAUACCGAUGCGAACGGGAAAUUGCAGGAAACUCAUUAUGAUGCGUUUGGAAGACCUCAACAGGUGGUACAAGGCAGAUUAAAAGUAUCAUUUGUCUACGACAGCGCUAGUCGUGUAACCGAAAGCCGUGUUCAGGACGAAGGAAAGAAUACAAAAAUAACUACCAAACUAGCAUACGAUGAUUUCGGUAGGGAAAUAAAACGAUCUGUAUACAGUGGAGAAUCAACAUUGAUAUAUCAUCUCAGCCAAACAUACAAUGGAAUUGGUCUUGUAGCUUCGCGCCUCCAGGAGAAAAGCAGUGGCGUGAUGCGAAGCGAAAGUUUCGAAUAUGAUGUCCAUAACCGUCUUGUCAAUUAUCAAUGCCAGGGAAGCGAGCCUCCUGCAGAUCAAUAUGGAAAUUUUCUUAGAUCGCAACGGUUCGUCUUCGAUAACUACGAUAAUAUUGUACAGACUUCCACAGUAUUUCAAGACGGCAGCUCAAACACUUCUGUUAGCUCUUUCAGCACACAAGAUCCUACUCAACUCAUUCAGAUCACCAACACACAUCCGAAUUAUCCAUCUAAAGCGGUUCUCGAAUAUGAUUAUAAUGGAUGCUUGACACGCGAUGAGCAAGGCCGAAGACUCCAAUAUGAUAACAUGAGCCGCUUGACCGAUGUGCGAGAUAACAACAAUGUUCUUGCGCAAUACCUGUAUGAUGCAGCGGGAAACCUCGCGUGUCAGAGAAUACCCAACCAGCCAGACACAAAAUUCUUUUAUAGGGGAUCGCUUAUAGCUGUACAAAAAGGAGAUCGUUCGGUUAGCUAUUUGUCGAAUGGAUCGGAGUAUUGGGGAGAAAUAAUUUCUCUGCAAGGCGGAAGCAUCGAAACCCAUCUAUGGGCUUCUAAUUGUCAACAAUCUGUUCUCACAACAUUGGAUUCUCAAAACCCUAACCAGAUUCAAACCCAGCAGUACACGCCGUAUGGAUGUUCUGGCUCGGGAGCUGGGUCUUCCUUUUCCUCUAUUAGCUUCAAUGGACAAUGGCGAGAUCCGGUUACAGGAUGGUACCAUCUAGGCAAUGGGUAUCGAGUUUACAAUCCCCAGCUUAGAAGAUUCCAUACACCUGAUCCUUGGGCUCCAUUUGCAUCCGGAGAAACCAAUCCUUAUGUAUACUGUUUAGGAGAUCCCAUCAAUCGAGUUGAUCCAAGUGGUCAUUUCAGUCUCUUCGGCAUGAAUUUUACGUGGAAAGAUCUCAUCAUGGUGGUAAUUGGGAUCGCCGUUAGUGUAGGUGUUGGAAUUUUAACUGGUGGUGCAAGCUUGGCUAUACAGGUUGGCGUUGGUAUCGCUGCAGGCGUUGUUUCCGAUGUAGCUUCUGGUAUGAUUGGAAGUGUCGCAAAUGGAGAAAAAAUAACUUGGAGAAGUGUUGGUUUGGAUGCUCUUGGUGGGCUGUUGGGUGGAAUAGGUGGCGAGAUUGGUGGCAAUAUUCUCAAGCACGGAUUUAAAGCCUCCAAGGCCUUGCCAACAGCUCUUAAAAAGACAGUAGGUCGGGCAGGCUCGUACAAUAUCACCAAAGCAGCGGCGGGCGGGGUUGCCAGUAAAAGUAUAACAGCUGUGAAGAGCGGAUUGCGAGCUUCUGCUCGAGGGCUAAUCCCUGGACAAGCAACAUCACGAGGAUUAGUACCUCUUAUCGCCCCUGAUCCUCAGGAUGAAAACGAGCAAUCUCAAGGGGGGUCUUCGAAAUUGGCAACCAAUAAUGGCAACGAUAAUUUCUCGACUGCCCCGCUAGGACGUUCCGGUCCUGCUCAAGUUGGUAGCCAGCCUUUCUAUCUUGACAAGGGAUCUUUCGUAACGAGAGAUGUCAUACGGCCACUCAUGAAAGAUGGCGAUGAUACCGCUAUGUCGACAUCAUUCAUGAGCAAUUAUGGCAAUGUGUCUAGUGCUGGGCAAUCCGCUGUUGCAUCCCUACUCGGGCGUGAAAUUAGGUUUACUUAUGGCCCACUAACCAACAUACAAUCGGAGGAAGAUUUUUAG